Messenger RNA from Rhincodon typus (whale shark), 2951 nucleotides. RefSeq names its product sequestosome 1 (gene sqstm1). Gene Ontology annotation, molecular function: protein kinase C binding; zinc ion binding; K63-linked polyubiquitin modification-dependent protein binding. Lineage: Eukaryota; Metazoa; Chordata; Chondrichthyes; Orectolobiformes; Rhincodontidae. Gene Ontology annotation, cellular component: amphisome; aggresome. Gene Ontology annotation, biological process: aggrephagy; mitophagy; endosome organization. The record is from RefSeq and is a predicted model, not a curated record. Bases 439 to 1782 code for a protein of 447 amino acids. The transcript has 8 exons.
CAUGGUGACGGGAUAGCCUGAACGAAAGGCGAAGCCUGUUGUACUAGAUAAAAACUAAAUAAAAAGCCUGUUGUACAGUCGGCGCUGCGCGAAAUCCCUGUCGAUGGUCACGAUCCCCCCUUCGUUAGGAAUACGGAAGCGACGUCAGCUCCGUAUACAGAAGGAGUGGGUCUCGGAGAUGAAGCACGGAAAAGAAGGCCAGGCUUUGUGCUGAGUAACAGCCGCUGCUCGAGGGGCGGGGAGUGUGUAUAUAAGGCCGGCACGGAACACUCGGGUUACAGUCUGCCUUUGGGUAGUGAGAAGAGGAAAUUUGCGAGAUUGUGUGUCAAUUUCCUGCUGCGACAUCGAGAAUCUUUUCGCCACAAAAGUAGCGAGUUACUCGGCACAUAGUAACUGAACGAGGUAGGCAGUCGCACGCCGUCUCAUCGAUUCCGAGCCAUGGCUUUUAACGUGAAGGCUUACCUGCUGGGGAAAGACGAGGUAAACCGGGAGAUCCGCCGCUUCGCCGUCGACCAUGGCGUCUCCACCAGCUUCGAGCAUCUGUACAAGAAGGUGGCCAGUGUCUUCCAGUCUCUUCGGUCCGAGAACUUUCAGAUGUAUUACAAAGAUGAGGAAGGGGACAUGAUUGCAUUCUCCAGUGAUGAUGAGCUGAUGAUGGCUUUGUCCUUCCUUAAGGAAGGGACCUUUCGCAUCUACAUCAAAGACAAGAAGGAAUGCAAACAUGGCCAGGAGAAAGGAACUGGGGCAGUUCACCCAAACAUUGUCUGUGAUGCCUGUAAUGGCCCUGUGGUUGGUCCUCGCUACAAGUGCACUGUCUGCCCUGACUACGACCUGUGCGGUGGCUGCAAAGGGAAAGGAUUCCACAAUGAACAUGAGAUGCUGCUCCUGCAGACUCCUCAAUUCUUCCAUCCAUUUGAGCGGUUUCCCCGAGGGAUGUGGCACCACAAGAAGAGAAAUGGAGGUCUGUGUCACUGGGCUAUGGUGCAGCAAGAAUCCUUUGCUCAGUCUGCAGCUUGCUCUGGUAGACAGCAGCCAGCAGCUGCAAAGGCUCCUCCAGCUGAGCAAGCAGCAGGUUCUGGGAGUCAGAAACCAGAUCAGAAUGUGGCCUAUCUGAAGAAUGUGGGACGAAAUGUGGCUGCAAUGCUCAGUCCAUUGGGUAUUGAUGUUGACAUUGAUGUGGAGCACAGGGGCCAGCGUUUUAAAGCUACUGGGUGCCCCAUGGAAAGUCAGCCUAGCUCCACAGGUGACAAUGCACAUUCUGGUGCAUCAUCUACUGACCAGACCAAGACCAGAACAACUCCCAGCUCCAAUCAGGAGCAGAGUGAGACUGUGGUCAUGGACGUGGAUCAGACUGCCACAAAUCAGGGUUCCUUCGAGACUUUCACCCCAAACAAUGCACCGCAAAACAAGACUCCCAGUGUUGACAGUAAUAUUGAUGAGGAAUGGACUCAUCUGUCGGACAAAGGGGUCGAUCCAUCAACUGGUGAACUGCAGUCAAUGGAGCAACUUCAUUUGCAGGAACAUGAGGAAGGGCAACCCUUAAUCCAGCAACAAGAUUCUUGUUCCUAUGACCUGGGACCCACUGGAUUGAGAGAAGCAGCUCUGUACCCUCAUCUUCCACAGGAUGCAGAGCCACGCCUGAUAGAAGCCCUAUCUCAAAUGCUGUCCAUGGGAUUCCAUGAUGAGGGAGGUUGGUUGACUCGGCUCUUGCAAACCAAGCAGUGUGACAUUGGAGCAGCGCUUGAUGCUAUGCAACCUGCAAAGGGGCCAGCUCGCCAAUAAAUCACUUUGAAGCAGAAAAGAUCCAUAAACAACAUUUUUCUUUUUGCAAUAUUAUCGGAUUGCUGCUUUUCCCAAUGAAUUAUAAUCUCAUUUAAUUGCACUUUCUGUAAAAUUCUAUUUUUUAGAAUGCUCUAAGGGCUGUGCAGGUUCUUGGUGGCCCCUAUCUUAUUUCACACCUGUAUUUUCCCAGGGUUGGGAAAGAAUUGCUUUGGUACUUAAUUUGCGUUGUCACUUUUAACUCCAUUGGUUCAUAAAAUCCUCCACACACAUUAAACUGAGUAUGGGUUACUUCACUAAAUUUUUUAAUAUACUGUGUAUUUAGUGUUUGAUUUUAAAUACUGGGUCCAUUUCUCUUUUUCCCCUCUUAGGGAUGUAGGCAAUAGAAGCCCCACAAUUCAGGACAAAUUGAUGAAAGUUGCUGUUAAUGGUGUUUGUGCAUGGUCUUUUUAUUCACCACUAACCUAUGCUUGUCAGUCAUAGAUACAACAGCUGAGCACUUUUUCAGUGAAAAAACACAAAAUAUUAGAUUCUCCUAAUGAACGAGUAGUUGGGACCAAAAAAAAUUGAGUGGAGGAAGAUGAGGAUAAAAAGAAAGCUGCAGGUUCUGACAGUAAGACUGAAGCUGUAGUGGGGUGAAACACAAGUGGCUAAGACCUUAACAAUAUAUGACAAGUUGCAGUCUUGAUAGGGACCACAGACUGAACACCAGAUGUUAAAACUGUUAACCACAAAACACGACUCCAUUGCAACUGGCAGGAGUUAAAUUGUCUAGGCAGUAAGCCUACCAAUCUCCAUUUGUCAGGAGUAAUGUGGGAAAAAUCUAAAAUUUCUGCUUGGAAUCUGAAGUAUUACCAUCAGGUCAAAUACAAAAUGAAGGGAAGAGAAUUGGCAAUAGCUAAAAGGACUGCUGACAUUUUGCCCAAGUAUUGGAGGUGAAAGUGUAUUGACUUAAAUUUGAACUUCUAACAUUGAACUUUUUUUAUCUUUCUCCACAUACCCACUCUCAUCCCCCAUUUGCACCAUUAUGAUUUGUGCUGUAUAAGCAACAGUUCCACUUCAGAACAUCUCUGCCAUCCCACAGAAAGUACUUUAGAAUGCUAUAAUUUAGUGUUAAACUUUAAUCUGUACUUUGUUAUUCCCUGCAAUAAAAACUGCAUUUUAAAAAGAAA